CAUUCUGCUUUGUAGAAUGUUUGAGGGUAGAUCUAGUGCAUACCUUGUUCCUUCUGAUACUGAUAGAAUGUCUGUUUAUUUUCUAGCCACAACAUGCCUAACUGGGGAGGUGGAAACAAGUGCGGUGCAUGUGGAAGGACGGUUUACCAUGCUGAAGAGGUGCAGUGUGAUGGAAAGAGCUAUCAUAAGUGCUGUUUCCUAUGCAUGAUAUGCAGAAAAAACCUGGAUAGUACAACAGUGGCUAUUCAUGAUGAUGAGAUCUACUGCCGAUCCUGCUAUGGGAAAAAAUAUGGACCCAAAGGCUAUGGCUAUGGACAAGGAGCAGGCACCCUGAACAUGGACCGAGGAGAGAGACUGGGCAUUAAACCAGAAGAAGCACAGCAUGCACGUCCAAGUACCAAUUCGAAUCCAUCAAAGUUUGCUCAAAAGUUUGGAGGGGCUGAAAAGUGUCCUAGAUGUGGUGAAUCCGUCUAUGCUGCUGAAAAAAUAAUGGGAGCCGGGAAGGCAUGGCAUAAGAAUUGCUUCAGAUGUGCAAAGUGUGGCAAGAGUCUGGAAUCCACCACUCUGACUGAAAAAGAGGGAGAAAUAUACUGCAAAGCGUGCUAUGCAAAGAAUUUUGGACCUAAAGGGUUUGGCUAUGGCCAAGGAGCUGGUGCCCUAGUACAUGCACAGUGA
Staurois parvus is the source of this 675-nucleotide messenger RNA. NCBI's taxonomy places the organism in Eukaryota, Metazoa, Chordata, Amphibia, Anura, Ranidae. The record is from the annotation of a GenBank genome assembly.